AAAAACUUCGUGAAUUAAAGGCCUCCCUCCCGUUAACGGCUCCUCUCCCCUGGAGCUGCACCGGGAGAGAGAUCCUUAAACUCCGCCUCCCGGCUACACACUUUUACACCGUCACAUUCUACAUCUCCACCCGAGACAAUCAAAGAGGACGGCGGCCAUGAUCACAGCCGCAGAGUACGGGGAGACGUCGUGGGAGCUGUCGGUGCAGGUGGAUCAGAAGGAUGGAGACGAGUCCAUGAAGUUCAAGCUGAGGGUGAAGGGGGACCUGCACAUCGGAGGCCUCAUGCUGAAGCUGGUGGAGAAGAUCAAGGCUCCUCAGGACUGGUCCGACCACGCCCUGUGGUGGGAGCAGAGGAAGUGCUGGCUCCUCAAGACCCACUGGACCAUGGACAAGUAUGGAAUUCAGGCGGACGCCACGCUGCGCUACACGCCGCAGCACAAGCCGCUGCUGCUGCAGCUGCCCAACAUGAAGACCAUCAAGAUGACCAUCAGCUUCUCCAGCGUGGUCUUCAAGGCCGUGGCGGAGAUCUGCCUGAUGCUCAACAUCAGAAGAUCAGAGGAACUGUCCCUGCUGAAGCCGCCCGACGACCCCUCCAAGAAGAAGAAGAAGAAAGAGAAGAACUCGGCACAGGAGGACAUCUGGGACAUUGAUCUGUUUCGCGGGGGGCCGGGGGGCACAGGCCCCAUGUACAGCAAGACCAUGACGGCCACCUACGACCCGGAGAACGGGAUGCCAAUGUCGGCCACCAGCCUGUGGUUCGGAGACAACCCUCUGGCCGAGUCGCAGCCCAACCUGCCGCCCGGCGAGCUGGCCAAGAUGUACCAGCCGCUGUCGCCGGUGGACAAAGCCAUCAACAGCGCAGGGUGGUUGGACUCGUCCCGUUCCCUCAUGGAACAAGACAUUCUGAAUGAAGAGAAGCUGCUGCUGCGCUUCAAGUACAAUGUCUUCUUUGACCUCAAUCCCAAAUACGACGCCGUCAGAAUAACCCAGCUGUAUGAACAAGCUCGCUGGUCCAUCCUGCUGGAGGAGAUCGACUGCACGGAGGAGGAGAUGCUGAUGUUCGCCUCAUUACAGUAUCACAUCUGUAAGCUGACCAUGUCGAGUGAACCGCUGGACCACUCCAACGAGCCGGAAAUAGAUGAAGUCGAGGCCGCCCUGUCCAACUUGGAGGUGACGCUUGAGGGCGGACUGACCGACAGAAUUCUGGAAGACAUUACAGACAUUCCAGAGCUGGCAGAUUCCCUCCGGCUGUUUAGGCCCAAACGACUCACGCUGCGGCCGUACAAAGAGUACUGGUUCGUGUUCAAGGACACCACCAUCUCCUACUACAAGAGCAAGGAGACCUCCAGCGGAGAACCCGUGGAGCAGUUCCACCUGCGAGGCUGCGAGGUCAUUCCCGACGUCAACGUCACGGAGAAGAAGUUCGGCAUCAAGCUGCUGCUGCCGGUCGCCGACGGGAUGAACGAGGUGUACAUCCGGUGUGACAACCAGACGCAGUACGCCAAGUGGAAGGCGGCGUGCAUCCUGGCCUCCAAGGGCAAGACGAUGGCCUACAGCUCCUACAAGUCCGAAGUGAGGAACAUCCAGUCCUUCCUGCAGAUGAAGAGUCUGGCGCCCCCUGCUGGCCAGGCGGCUCCCGACCUCGACGCCAUGGAGAUGAACGCCGAGUGUUUCUUCUCGCCGCGCUACACCAAGAAGCACAAGACCAAGCAGCUGACGACGCGCAUCCUGGAGGCCCAUCAGAACAUCGCGCGGCUGUCCCUGAUGGAGGCCAAGAUGCGCUUCAUCCAGGCCUGGCAGUCGCUUCCGGAGUUCGGCAUCAACUACUACAUCGUCAGAUUCAAAGGCGGCAAGAAGGAUGAGAUCCUGGGGAUCUCUUACAACCGUCUGAUCCGUAUGGACAUGUCCUCCGGGGUGCCCGUCACCACGUGGAGGUUCGCCAACAUGAAGCAGUGGAACGUGAACUGGGAGAUAAGACAGGUGACCAUCGAGUUCGACCAGAACGUGUCGAUGGCCUUCUGCUGCUUGAGCUGCGACUGCAAGGUGGUCCACGAGUUCAUCGGCGGUUACAUCUUCCUGUCCACGAGAUCCAAAGACCAGAACGAGACGCUAGACGAAGAACUGUUCCACAAACUAACCGGAGGCCAAGAAUGAGGAAAGACGACGAUGUCAUUGAGUCAUUAUAAAUCCUGCUGUGAACAGUUAUAGCCGACUUACCCUGCACUAAAAAAAAUAAUGGCGAUGAUGUAAAUAUGUCAAGAUUCUCUCAAAAAACUUGGAUGCAUUGAUAUUUGUAGGAAUUACCCGUUUUUUUUAAAGAGAUGCCCUUAUUUUGUAAAAAAUCAUUAACGUUUUUUUUAUUUUGUAUUUCACAACUUGUUUAACUUUUUUUCCUUCUUCUUUUUAGAGGUUAAGAUAUGCCCUUGUUUAAGACAGGAAAUAAUUUUGUAAAAAAAUCAUUAAAGGGCGUGUGUUUUUUUUGUAUUUCACAACU
Messenger RNA from Pseudoliparis swirei, 2495 nucleotides. RefSeq names its product FERM domain containing kindlin 1 (gene fermt1). Gene Ontology annotation, cellular component: focal adhesion. Lineage: Eukaryota; Metazoa; Chordata; Actinopteri; Perciformes; Liparidae. Gene Ontology annotation, biological process: cell-matrix adhesion; integrin-mediated signaling pathway. The coding region runs from base 158 to 2155 and encodes 665 amino acids. The record is from RefSeq and is a predicted model, not a curated record. The transcript has 17 exons. Gene Ontology annotation, molecular function: integrin binding.